AUGGAACAAACAGUGAAGGACUCCUUUGAUAAUCCUGAUCAAAUCACCACACCUCUUUCCGCCGCUUCUCCUAGACCAAUGUCUCCUGCAGCAGAUACACCAGAAGUACCCACAAAAGUCUUAGCCAAGAGCAUGUUUAGUUUCAAAGUCUUGACAGAAUGCCCAAUUAUUGUCGUUUUACUCUUUCAAUCUUACAGGCGAUCUGCUGCUGAUAAUAUUAUGAAAUUCAUCCCACUCAUUUUUCAAACCCUCAGCCUACAAGCAAAGCCUCAAAUGGAAGCUGCCAAUGCUGCGCUUGCACGUGGAGAAGUUUUUGUGGGUGUCAGUCCUGCCAUCAAACAACGCAGUCUCUAUAACGAAUUUAUCGUAGCUCAAGUUAAAACCAUGUCAUUUUUGGCUUACAUCCUAAGAAGUUAUACAACAUUAUUACGACCAUAUCAACACCAAAUUCCCGACUUUGUUUUGCGAUUAUUACGAGAAUGUCCAGCGGAAUCGUCAGCAACGAGAAAAGAAUUAUUAGUUGCUACUCGUCAUAUACUUUCCACAGAUUUUCGAACUUCAUUUGUCCCCAAGAUUGACUUGUUAUUAAAUGAAAAGGUAUUAAUCGGAACAGGCGUUACUGCACAUGAUACUUUAAGACCUUUAGCAUAUAGCAUGCUCGCAGAUCUUAUUCAUCAUAUUCGAGCAGAAUUAUCCGCAACCCAACUUUCCAGAACCAUUUAUAUCUAUUCACGUAACCUUCAUGAUGCUACAUUAGCACCCAGCAUCCAGACAAUGUGCGGCAAAUUAUUGCUGAAUUUAAUUGACUGCAUCAUGAAAAUUACUGACAAAGCCGAAGGCCGAAAGUUAUUAAUGCGAAUUUUGGAUGCAUUUGCCAGCAAAUUUGAAGCAUUAAACACACAAUUCGACACAUGUGUAAAACAAUACAAAAAGAAAAAGGAGUCAACAGAAUUCGAUUUCGACCGUGCUCGUUCAAUUCAUACCGGUUCUUCUUUACCUGAAGCAACACAGGAUGGCAUCAAGGACGGACGAUUCCUCUUUAAAAAUUUAGCAAUUGGUUUAAAGCCACUAUUUAUCGGUCUUCGACAUUGUAACCCACCACCGCCACCAGGACAGGACAUCAAUGCACAAAUUUACGCACAAUUUGCUAGAGGAUUUUCUCAAGACGAUGUGCAAUUAUUUGUUCGACUAUUUAGAGAAGGCUUACGAUGUUUCGAGUAUUACAAUGUGGAUAAUUAUGGACCAGAUGGUUCCCCGCCCGAUUAUUCUCCACCAGGAGAGGAAAAAACUAAAGAUAAUUGGACAAUUGGAUCUACCGAAACAUGCUUAAAACUAAAUCUACAACAAAACGGCGAAAAGGAAGUUCUGGAUACCUUCCCCAUCGUUUUUACCUUGUUGGACCCUGCUGUUUUUCAAGAAUUAUUCGCUUCACAAAUCGAUUUUUUCUAUGACCGUAUGCUGAUCAAUACAUCACUUUUACAUUUAUCACAAUACUUUUUAGUCAACGAAAUAACCACACAAGGAUUUGCUGGUAUAUUGUUUAGAUUCUUGGUGGACCGCAUCGAUCAAUUAGGAGAAGAUAGUUUGCAUUAUUCCGCAGUAAUGCUUCAUUUGUUCCGAUUAGCUUUCAUGGCCGUCAAUUUAUUCCCUGACGCCAACGAAAGCAUCUUGCAACCUUAUCUCGCCAAAUUAGUCAUGUCCUGUUUUAAACUCGCAGCCAAGGCUAAGGAGCCUGCAAAUUAUUUCCUUUUACUUCGGGCAUUAUUCAAAAGUAUUGGAGGUGGUCGCUUUGAGUUACUCUAUAAAGAAGUGUCUCCGUUACUACAAGUCAUUCUCGAAAACCUCAACUCUUUACUAUCACUUGCUCAUAAGACGGAUAUGCGAAACCUGUUUGUAGAACUUUGUUUGGCUGUACCUGUACGUUUAAGUACUUUGUUACCGUAUCUUCCUUAUUUAAUGCGACCACUGGUGAUCGCACUUCAAGCCGAUCAAGAUCUCGUAUCACAAGGUUUACGUACAAUGGAAUUAUGCAAUGAUAAUUUGAACCCAGAAUUCUUGGAUCACAUCAUGGCACCCGUAAUGACAGAGCUGAUGGAUGCGCUUUGGAAGCAUUUGAAGCCAUUACCCUAUAACCAACAACAUAGCCAUGCUGCAAUGCGAAUUCUAGGUAAAUUGGGAGGCCGUAAUCGACGUAUGCUCAAGAGUCCGCCCAAGUUAGGAUUCAACGCACGUAUCGAAAGUGGAGUUUCGAUUGAGGUGAUAUUUGAUCCAAGUCCUACGCCCCACACACUUCCACUGGAUAAAUGUUUAGAUAUUGCGAUACACGCACUUGAGUCUUCCAGUACAGACAUUGUGUACAAACGACAUGCCUACAACUUUUUAAAAACCCACCUUAUUCUUAUGCUCGAAUUGGAUGAAGGACCCGAUGACCUAGCCGUAUCGUUAUUUAGAAGAGUUAAGGAACAAUUUGUAGACCGACCAGAUGAAGAGGAAUCGAGCACAGCACCUACACUCGUCACACAAAGUUUGGGCCGUAUCACAGUCGAUGAGGAUAAUUCGGUGGUUGGGAACACAUUAAAUGAAACAGGCAUGAAACCGAAAAGACUGGCUGGUAAUGGGUAUACGAAAUAUGUCUCUAAAAGAGUUGCACAAGAGGAAGCACUUCGUUCUAUUUUGGUUUCUGUCAUGACAGCGUCGAUCAUUACUGAAUUAAGUGAUGAUGCGUGGACAUUUUUUUUGAAUAUCUGUCGACAUUUCACCUUGUUGCAUAUUGGCGAAGCCAUAGAAGCGAAAGAGAAUGGUCGCAAGCCGUUAGCCAAUAUGAUGGACGAAAGAUUGACAGUACAACACUUAAAUACAACGAUUCUGGUAGAGGCUAUUGUUGAAAUCAUGUCUUCAUCACAAAUUCAGUUGCGCCAGCGAGGUGAAGAAGCACUGCGUGCAUGUUACGAUGUGGCAGUGACGAUAUUUGGUUCAAAAGAACAUGUUGAUCAAUUGCCCAUAUUCCGUGUCUUUGCUUCCCAAUUUUGCUCAUGUUGUUACAAACCUGAAUGGUUCAAGAAGAGAGGUGGAUGUCUUGGAAUUUCUAUUAUGAGUUCUCAACUGGAUAUGGGUACGAAGUGGAUGCGUGAACACGAACUGGAUUUCAUUCGAUCUUUGUUGUUCGUAUUAAAGGAUGCUUCGCCUGAAAUGGCUAAUGUCAAUACAGAGGAAGCUACCCAGACGUUAUCACAUGUCUUAAAAGUAUGCAAUGGACCUGAAGAUGGUGAAUCCGCAGAAGCCCAGCAAAAGUUCCAAAACUUAAUCACACUUUUGCUUAGCGAAUUGUCGAAUUCCAACAGUGCAGUGCGUGAAACAAUUCAAUCGUCUUUCCAAUUAUUAGCAGACUUAACAGGAAACGAAGUGACCGAGCUUUUAGCACCCGUACGUGAACGAUUGGUCGCACCCAUCUUUGCAAAACCUCUACGCGCAUUACCUUUUGCCAUGCAAAUUGGACAUAUCGAUGCCAUCACAUAUUGUUUAACGUUACGACCACCUUUUCUGGAAUUUAACGAUGAAUUGACACGAUUGUUACACGAAGCACUUGCAUUAGCAGACGCAGAAGAUCAAGCACUUGUCAGUCGAAGUUCCCAGUACAAAAAUACAACGUCUUUGAUGAAUUUACGUAUUGUAUGCAUCAAGCUUUUAUCAGCUGCAUUAGCAUGCUCCGAUUUCUCUAGUCAAAGACAAACUCAUACCCGUGCACGAAUUAUCCAAGUAUUUUUCAAGUCACUUUAUUCCAAAUCUUUAGAGGUUGUGGAAGCAGCACAUCGAGGAUUAAAACAGGUGUUAGCUCAACAACACAAGUUGCCAAAGGAACUACUGCAGCAAGGUCUCCGACCUAUCUUGACAACACUUUCCAACCAUAAAACAUUGAGUGUGGCGGGAUUGGAAGGGUUAGCUAGAUUACUGGAGCUACUUACCAAUUACUUUAAAGUGGAGAUAGGGAAAAAAUUACUGGAUCAUUUGAAGCAAUGGGCGGAACCCAAGGUGCUUCAAGAAGCGGCAGGAAAACCGCUCAGUGAAAAUCAUGAAAUUAAAAUCAUUGUGGCCAUCCUCAAUAUCUUUCAUUUGUUACCUGCUGCGGCACAUAUCUUCUUGGAUGAGUUGAUUACAGUCGUUUUAGAAAUGGAGGGCCAUUUGCGUCGAUCUGUAUCGAGUCCGUUCCGAAUUAACUUGAUUAAAUACCUAACUCGUUAUCCAACGGAGACGGUUGCAUACUUUUACGAAAAACUGGACGAUCCCAAAUGCUGUCAAUUAUUUACAGACAUUUUAAACAUCGAGAAUGCAUCAAGGUUACGUGAUGAAGUAUCCAAUACGUCUGCAGUAUUAAUCAACAAAACCUUCAAAAUUGUGGACCAAUCCGAGAAUAGUACAUCAUCUUCUGAACUUCACUACCGUGGUGUCAUGAUUGUAUAUACACUUGUCAAUUUCAAUUCGGAAUUUUUGUCAACUCAUCGAGAAGUCCUUGAUUGUUUAUUGGAAUUGUGGCGACAAAGACAGAGUAAAUCAUUAACACAACAACAGAGAGAGGAGGAGCAACAGAGUUUGAUGGUGACACGCGAAUUGUUACUACUAGCAAAAAUCUUUGUGGGAUACCUUGAAAAGAAUCCUGACGAAAUUGAUAUUAUUUUCGAUUUGGUGGCCCUCUUCGCACAAGAAUCCGUAGUUGAUCUUUCCUUUUUACAAAGAUUUUUAUUGGAGGAUAUCGCUCAAAAGUCAUCUACUAAACAAAAAAGAGUAAUCCUCGAAAAGUUUUUGGACUUGUUUACUGAUACAUCGACUACAUCCUACAUGAAAAUGAUGGCCUUGCGUCAAGUGGUGAAUCCAGCCUUGUUAGCCACGUUUGUACAAAAGGAUGAGCAAUACACAGAAAUUUUAGAUGCCAGUAUGAUGGAGUUAUUAGACCAGAAAAUCUGGGCGAAUUUGAUGAUGGAAUCUUCUGAAGAUAACCAAUACACAGAAGACUCACUUCGUAUCGAAUUAUUACAAAUGACUGCCAUGAUUGUUCAAUAUGCACCGCAACUACUGGCUGAUCGACGAAAAGAAGUAAUCAAGUUUGGAUGGAAUUAUUUACGUCUUGAAGAUGCUACGAGCAAACAAGCUGCCUAUGUUCUGAUCGCUCAUUUUAUCGCAGCUUAUGAUACUCCUAGUAAAAUUGCCAUUCAGAUAUAUGCUGCUCUCUUACGUGCUCAUUCCUCCGAAGCCCGUAUCCUUGUUAAACAAGGUUUGGAUAUCAUUGCACCCGUGCUUCCACUCCGCAUCGCAUCUCAAGGGAAUGACCGUGUACCUACUUGGGUCCGAUUAACACGAAAAGUAGUAGUAGAGGACACUCAUAGUAUCUCACAAAUGGUUAAUGUUUACCAAUUGUUGAUCAGACACGCAGAUCUAUUCUUUGAAUACAGAGAACACUUUUUACCUCAAAUUGUGAAUACAUUGCCCAAGCUCGGAUUGCUUCAAAAUGCUACACCGGAACACAAGACGUUGACCGUUGAAUUGGCCGAAUUGAUCAUCAAAUGGGAACAAAAACGUAUCGAUAUGGAGACUAAUAAUGAACCUUUAUCACCUACUUCCUCUUCUAGUUCGAAGCGUAAAAUGGAUAUUGACGAUGAAGCAGAUGAAGCGGAUAGCCCAACCAAGAAAGCCCAAGUUCAAACAUCCAAUGGCGAUUUAAAGACAGUCAAUACACAAGGUCUUAAACCGAAUAGCAAAGAAUAUUCACCAAGUUUAACGUUGCGAGAAAAUGUGGUUGGUUACCUUGUACGUCUCUCUUGCAUGGUAUUUAGCCCAUCCGAUAUGAUUCAGAAGCGACUUGUUCAGCGAACAAUCGAACUUGUAAAGUCUUUCUUGAAGCCUGAUCUUUGGGGUGAUGUUCAUGUCCGCUUUAACCAUUUAGAGCGUUCUCUUAUUUUCAAGGAGGCCAAUGAAAUGAUCGCAUCUAGCGUAUGUAACGCAUUGGAAAUCUUAAACGCUGAUAUUGCCUAUAGAGAUACAGACUGGUUUAUUACUAACAUGGGCUCACUUUAUCGAUUGCUUGAAGCUAGUAUAAAGUCUGAAAACUCACGUAUACAAACUGCAUUAUACCCUGUUCUAGUUCGUAUUAUCGAGGCAGUCAACAAGAACAAGAUGAGCUUAGCUCCCCCUGUUCCUAUAACACCCGUCGAUAAUGUACAACCGAUGGACGAAGAUACAGAAGAGGUGACCCCCACACCAGCAUUGCCACCUCAGCCUGAGCAAUCACCCGAAGUAGUCAAUUUCAUGGCAUUGAUUGAUACCACCAUUAAGGAGGGGUUAACCAAUAUGACCAAUAUUUACAGUGUCCUCAAGUUAUUGCAAGCAGCAAGUAGUAGCCAAAGUGAAUAUUUGGAUCCUUAUGUACCUGGUAUAGUAAAAAUGCUUCAGUUAUUGACUAAAGAGCACACGCUACCAUCUCAUUCUACACCCAGUAUGUCAUAUGAAUCGCAAGUUAGCCUGUUAAUAUUAGGACUCUCUCUCCUGAAGAAACGUAUCGCACAUUUAGGAGAUCAGCGUCGUUGGUUCUUGACAUGUCUUAUCCAGUUAAUUGAAAAGUCACCUGAUAUCCAGCUUUUACGCAAUAUUCUUGAUAUGCUUAGUGAAUGGGUGCUUGGAAAGGUGGAACCAAUUCCUACUAUCAAGGAAAAGGCCGGUCUUCUUGGAAAAAUGAUGACAAUAGAGACCCGACACAAUGCUAAAUUAACAGAGGAUUUUUUAAGUUUAGUGCUAAAAAUUUAUAGCAACCCAUCAUUUGCUAGAUCUGAGUUAACAGUACGCAUGGAACAAGCAUUCUUACUGGGUACACGAAACGAAAAUCCCAUUAUCAGAGCACAGUUUAUGGAUAUUUUUGACAAAAGCAUCAGCCGGCCUUUAUCAACUCGUUUAAAUUACAUUUUAGGUGUACAGAAUUGGGAACCUUUAGCCAAUUCGUUCUGGUUACAUCAAGCGUUGGAUUUAUUGAUCGGAUCUGUCAAAAUCGAUACGCAUGUCUCUGCACCAUAUACGCUUAAAGUAAAGCCAAUCGGUAUUUUUGCGAACGAAGAAGAAUUGUCCCAAAUGAACAUUGAUGCAGUAGUACCAGAGGAUGUAAUUAAUGUGAUUCAAAAGCAUCGGGAAUUUUUAAAGAACUUGCAAGGAAGUCAAUUUAGAGAUACUUUGGAUGACAUACGCCAAUUACAAUAUUUGGAUGAUGAUACAGCAUUCAAGCUCUGGGUCGACUUAUUCCCCAUGUGCUGGACAGCCCUUUCAAGCGUGGAGCGCCAUGACAUUACCAAAGUUUUGACCGUGCUACUUUCUAAAGAUUAUCACUCUAAGCAGUCAGAGCGUCGACCAAAUGUCAUACAAGCCUUACUGACUGGUAUAUCGAAUACAACCCCCACAAUUGAGUUACCUUCUCACCUGAUCAAGUAUCUGGGAAAGACUCACAAUUGUUGGCAUACAGCUAUUGAAAUGCUUCAGAAACAGGUGAUUACCGGAAGAUUAAUCGAUGUCCCCAAAGAAGAACAAGUAAACCAGCAACGUACCUUGGAUUCUCUUGCAGAAAUGUAUUCUUCCUUAAAUGAAGAUGAUAUGCUAUAUGGUCUAUGGCGUCGUCGCAGCGUAUACUCUGAAACAAAUAUGACUGUUUCUUGCGAACAAUGUGGUAUGUGGCAACAAGCGCAACACAUGUAUGAAAAUAUUCAAAUCAAAGCCCGUAGUGGUGUAUUGGCUCAUACCGAAUCCGAGAGUAUGUUGUGGGAGGAUCAUUGGAUCAUAUGUACUCAAAAAUUACAGCAAUGGGAUAUCUUAUCAGAUCUGGCUAAACACGACAAUAACACCGGCUUGCUUCUGGAGUGUGCUUGGAGGUUAUCGGACUGGACUGCAGAGCGAGAAUUGUUGGAGCAAUCCUUACAUCAAAUCUCUGACUUCCCUGCUCCUCGCCAAAAGGUAUUUGAAGGUUUCUUGUCUCUCAUCAAGUCUCAAACUAGUCAAGAUAAGCUCCCCGAGUUUACUCGAAUCUGUGAAGAAGGUGUACAGCUAGCACUUCGUAAAUGGCAUUCUCUACCUGCUGUAGUUACCCAAAGCCAUCUUCCUUUAUUACAAACAUUUCAACAGUAUCUGGAACUUUCUGAAGCUAGUCAAAUAUUCAAAAGCCUGUCUAGUACAACUGCUCAAAACCUGGACCAAAGAUCAGCAGAACUUCGCAGUAUUUUAGGAACAUGGCGUGAACGUUUACCGAACAUGUGGGAUGAUAUUAAUGUAUGGAGUGAUUUAGUAGCAUGGCGACAACAUAUAUUUAGUGCGAUUAACAGAACGUACCUUCCAUUGAUUCCUUUAUUACAACCAGCAGCCGGUCAAACUAGUGCAAGUAGUGGACACUCAUAUGCCUACCGUGGAUACCACGAAACAGCUUGGAUUAUCAACCGAUUCGCUCAUGUUGCUCGUAAACAUCACCUUUACGAUGUUUGUAUAAAUUAUCUCACCAAGAUCUAUACCCUUCCAAAUAUUGAAAUUCAAGAAGCGUUCUUGAAGCUACGUGAACAAGCAAAAUGCUAUUAUCAAAAUCCUAACGAAUUAACUGCUGGCCUUGAUGUUAUCAACAAUACCAAUCUCAUGUAUUUUACACAUCAACAAAAGGCUGAAUUUUUCACUCUCAAGGGUAUGUUUUUGGCAAAAUUACACCACAACAACGAGGCAAAUGAAGCGUACGUUAAUGCUGUCCAAAUCGACAUGACACUACCUCGUGCAUGGGCGGAAUGGGGCAGAUAUAAUGACCGUCGUUUCAAGGAGAAUCCCAAGGACUUAUCAUGGGCUAACAGUGCCGUCAGUUGUUAUCUGCAAGCUUCUGGACUUUAUAAGAAUGCAAAGGCUCGUAAACAUCUUUUGCGAAUUCUUUGGCUUUUAAGUUUAGAUGAUCAAAAUGGAACUAUUUCUCGUGCUGUCGAAGGCUAUAAGGGAGAAUGGCCUGUAUGGUAUUGGAUAACAUUUAUUCCUCAAUUGCUAACUGCGCUUCAACACCGAGAAGGUCGUCAUGCCCGUGCUAUCUUGAUUCGUAUUGCCAAGCAAUUCCCUCAAGCCCUUCAUUUCCAAUUGAGGACUGCUAAGGAAGAUAUGCUAAAACGUGCCAGCGUUUUACAAGCCAGCAUGGCUGCUGAAGCAGCGCAACAAGAAACUACAACAGCCACAUCUCAAGCCUCCCCAACAAAAGAAGAGUCGAUGGAAGUUGAUGAAGAGCCUAAAGCAGAAGAUGAAUCUAUGGGCGUAACCGGAGAGAAGAAAGAAGAUGAUUCUAGUGAUCCUGUUUCAAUUAAAAUGGAAGAAAUAGCCAACGAAAAAGAAGGGACACCAGCUAUGGCUCAGCCUUCCCCUGCUAUCAGUAAUGCAAGCGAAAGUACCUCCACUUCUGUGCCCCCACAAUCCAAUUUCGCCAACGCUACUGGUAACAGAGGUCCUUUACCGACUCAAAUUAAUCCUACACCUGCUGUUGCUAGUCCAUUAGAUGAAAUUAUGUCCAUGUUGAAGACGGGAUAUCCGUUGUUGGCCUUGUCUAUGGAAACUAUGGUUGACCAAAUACAGUUAAAGUUCAAACCUCAAGCAGACGAAGACAUGUAUAGAUUAGUGGUGGCGUUAUACAACGAAGGAGCUCAGCAAUUGCUAACUCGAUUGACCAAUCCUACCGAUACAUUUCAACUGACGCAUGCUACUGUGGCCAAUAUACACAGAUUCGCUGAUAGUUUAUAUCCCGGACAUAUGAAGACAGCAUUCGUUAACGAUUUUGCUAAAGCUAAAUUGAAUUUAGAAGAAUAUGUAGCAAAAUUACGUUUAUGGCGAGACAAAUUUGAGGCUAUGUUGGAUGCUCGUCCUCGCAAACAUAAAUUGGAAGCCUCUAGUCAUUAUCUUGUUGAAUUUCAACAUCAGAAGUUUGAUGAUGUAGAGAUUCCUGGUCAAUACCUGAUGCUUAAAGAUAAUGCUAACGACUUUUUGCGUAUCGACAGAUUCUUACCAGAAGUUGAAAUUAUUCGUAGUUAUGGAAACUGCUACCGUCGACUAACCAUUCGUGGUCAUGAUGGUACCAUUCAUCCCUUCUUGAUCCAGAAUCCCGUCGCACGUCAGUUUCGUAGAGAAGAAAGACUCAUGCAGCUAUUCCGUAUGUUGAAUUAUAUUUUAGAACGAAGAAAACAAAGUAGAAUGCGAAAUUUAGUAUUCCACCUACCCGCUAUCGUGCCUCUUGCUCCUAAUGUCAGAAUGGUACAGGAUGAUCCUUCAUACACAUCCCUGUAUGACAUCUACGAAGACCAUUGUGAUAGUGUUCACAUGCAUAAGGAUGAUCCCUUGGUAUACUUCGUCGAAAAGUUUAAAAAUAAUAUUAAUGCUCAGAAAGAUAUUGUUAAUCAAAAGACUGAAUUAUUGAACUUACGUAUGGAAAUCAACGAUUACAUCUCCACCAAUAUGGUUCCUUCCAAUAUUCUUAGCAAGUAUCUAUUCAAAACUAUGAGCUCUUACACAGAUUAUUGGAUGCUCCGUAAGCGAUUUACUGCUCAGUAUGCUACUGCAACUUUAAUGGCAUACAUCUUCAGUGUGGGUCACAGAAUGCCCCAUAAAAUCAUGAUUUCUCGUAGUACUGGUAAUGUCUGGAUGACUGAACUUUUACCAGGUUGGAAUGCAGCAAAUCCCUUAUUCGGUAAUGGCGAGGCUAUACCCUUUAGAUUUACACCCAAUAUCCAAGAAUUUAUUACUCCUAUUGGUAUCGAGGGCCUGUUUACUAGUUGCUUAAUGGCAACUGCACGCUGCUUAACCGAACCUGAAUUCGAAUUGGACCAAUAUCUAUGUUUAUUUGUCAGAGAUGAAUUGGCGACAUGGCACUUAGCUAAUCAUCGCUCUGUUACAGACGCCCAAUUCCGUGAAAGAAUCAAUACCAAUGUCCUUCAAGUACAGACUAAGGCGCAAUUCUUGUCAUGUAAAGCUGAUCGCGAAAAAACUCUUAGCGCCGGCAAACCUUUGAAUCAAAAUGUUAUCGAUUUAAUAUCACAAGCAAGUAAUCCCCAAAAGAUGGCUCAGAUGGAGUGUACUUGGAUGCCUUGGUUGUAA
Messenger RNA from Mucor mucedo, 11121 nucleotides. RefSeq lists its product as uncharacterized. Lineage: Eukaryota; Fungi; Mucoromycota; Mucoromycetes; Mucorales; Mucoraceae. Gene Ontology annotation, biological process: regulation of DNA-templated transcription; DNA repair. The record is from RefSeq and is a predicted model, not a curated record. The transcript has 8 exons. Gene Ontology annotation, molecular function: transcription coregulator activity; protein binding. The coding region runs from base 1 to 11121 and encodes 3706 amino acids. Gene Ontology annotation, cellular component: nucleus; SAGA complex; NuA4 histone acetyltransferase complex.